UUGGGCACUCUGGCAGGAGGGGCGCAUUUCCUUCCUCUUUCUCUGCUCUGAGCUGGAUGUUGAAAUUGGCAAGCUUGCUGUUGUCACCUUCCUUUUUUGUACCCCUCCUUGUGCAGAGGUGUUCACUGCCGGCCACCCCCUCCCCCUUUCCCAAGUGCCCCUCAGGUGACUACUUAUCCAGGCCCAACUACAUUUCUGAAGCUUCUGGGCUCUUCCCCUCUCCCACCCCAAACCUGUUCAUUACCCUAGUGAUGCUAUCUCAAGAGCUAGGAAGAUGCAGUCUCUUUAAUGUGCCUCUAAUCACCAGAUAAGUAUUUGUAUUUUCUUUCAUCUACCAACUCAGGGCCCAUAUCUAAACAAGUGAAGCUUGUUAAGUGUUUUUCUCAGAUGAUUAACAGUAAAGAAAUGUACCUAGGACUUUUUCUCAGGAGGAGGAGGCAAGGCAACUUUUUCCUUAAAUCCACAGUCUUCAAAAGUUCUUAAAUGUUACUGUUAGUGUUGUUUAUUCAGCUCUUGACAGGAACCUGUGAGAAAUGUGUAUUUAUAUGCUUGGGUGAUAUGUAGAGACUUGCUUAGUUGAUGUUCUCUCCCUAAGGUGAACAUCUUGCUGUCUGCUUCUUGCUAUUUUGCUUGGCAUUAGGGACACUGGUUUUAUCUUGUGGAAAUGUGUAUCUGUUAGUCAGUGAAGGGAGAAACCUUACAGCUUAGCUGCUGGAAGCACAUAGCAAUCCCUUCAUAUUUCAAAAAGGGUAGCAAACCUGUCUCCUGUGAACCUCAUGUAAGUCACAGUUCUUUGUGGUACUGGAUAUCCAUCCCAGGGUCUUGAGCAUGCUAGGCAAGUACCUUACCACAUGAGCUAAGCCCCUAGCCCUUUUGCUUAUAUUUUGUUUUUGAGAGCUGGGCUCGAACUUAUCUUCUACCUCCCCUUCCCAGAUAGCUGGGUUUAUAAAGUGAGUGGCACCACACCCUGUCCUGACAGUUCUUGAACAUUGUGGCUCCUUGAAGUGUACACGGAGUUUCCUGGAUAUUAUAAUUGGGGUGAGUGUUUGCUGUAGGCUUGAGAGAGGAGAACUUGUGCGUGCUGAUCCAGACUAAUUUUAGAAAAUGCCAAGUAGGAAAUUUGCCGAUGGUGAAGUGGUAAGAGGUCGAUGGCCUGGCAGCUCACUUUAUUAUGAAGUAGAAAUUCUGAGCUAUGACAGCAGAUCCCAGCUUUACACUGUAAAAUACAAAGAUGGAACUGAACUCGAAUUGAAAGAGAAUGAUAUCAAGCCUUUAACGUCCUUUAAGCAAAGGAAGAGUGGUUCAACUUCCAGCUCUCCCUCCCGAAGACGAGGGAGCCGGGGCAGCAGAGGCAGCAGGUCAAGGUCACGCUCCCGAUCCCCUGGCAGGCCACUUAAAAGUUCCAGAAGAUCUGCCUCUGCCUCCCACCAGGCUGACAUUAAGGAAACAAGAAGAGAAAUUCUGGAAGUGAAAUUGACUCCACUUGUAUUGAAGCCAUAUGGAAAUAGCGUCAACAUAUAUAAUGGUGAACCUGAACACAUCGAGAGGAACGACUUACCUCGUAAAAACAUACAGGAGAAAUUCAUUCUGUCACAAGAAGGUAGUUACCUAUCCACACAAUACAGCCUUCGUCCAAGAAGACAGGAGGUCAAAGUAAAAGAAGUAGAUUCAAGGGAAGAGAAACUUGUUCCAAAAGGACCUGCAUCAUUGAGAACCUUCAAAGUGUCCCCCCCGCAGAAGAAGGAAUUGGAGUUUGGAGGAGUCCCUGGUGUGUUCCUCAUUGUGCUGGGCCUGCCUGUUUUCCUCUUCUUGUUGCUGUUGAUGUGUAAACAGAAGGAUCCCAGUCUGCUGAAUUUCCCUCCUCACUUGCCAGCUUUGAACGACCUGUGGGAAACCAGAGUAUGUGGAGUCUACCUCCUCUGGUUUUUUGUUCAAGCACUGUUCUCCCUGCUGCCGAUUGGGAAGGUUGUAGAAGGAACACCUCUUGUUGAUGGAAGAAGACUCAAGUAUAGAUUAAAUGGAUUCUACGCGUUUAUCCUGACAUCUGUCAUCAUUGCAGCGGCUGUCUUCUGGGGUGCAGAACUUUCUUGGGUAUACAACCAUUUCCUGCAGUUUGCAGUCUCAGCCACAGUUUUUUCAGUGGUCUUGAGUAUUUAUCUCUACGCUCGCUCGAUGAAGGCACCUGGAGAUGAGCUGUCACCUGCCAGCUGUGGAAAUGCUGUCUAUGAUUUCUUCAUUGGCCGUGAAUUAAAUCCUCGAAUUGGUACUUUUGAUCUCAAAUACUUUUGUGAAUUGCGCCCCGGAUUGAUUGGAUGGGUGGUUAUUAACGUAGUGAUGCUUUUGGCUGAAAUGAGAGUACAGAAUCGUGCUGCUCCAUCCUUGGCCAUGAUUUUGGUUAACAGUUUCCAGCUCCUAUAUGUGGUGGAUGCUCUCUGGAAUGAGGAAGCAUUGCUGACCACCAUGGAUAUCAUCCAUGAUGGAUUUGGGUUCAUGCUGGCUUUUGGAGAUUUAGUGUGGGUUCCAUUCAUCUACAGCUUACAGGCCUUUUAUCUGGUCACUCAUCCCCAUGAACUGUCUUGGCCAGUGGCUUCUCUGACCGUUGCUCUGAAACUUUGUGGAUAUGUAAUCUUCCGAUGUUCAAAUUCUCAGAAAAAUGCAUUCCGGAAAAAUCCUGCUGAUCCGAAGCUUGCACAUUUAAAAACCAUCCACACUUCCACGGGAAAGAAUCUGCUGGUUUCUGGAUGGUGGGGGUUUGUUCGCCACCCUAACUACCUGGGUGAUCUCAUCAUGGCCCUGGCCUGGUCCCUCCCAUGUGGUUUCAGUCACAUCCUGCCGUACUUCUAUGUGAUCUACUUCACCGUGUUGCUUGUACACCGGGAAGCCCGUGAUGAACAGCACUGCAGGAGGAAGUACGGCCUGGCCUGGGAGACGUACUGCCAGCGCGUGCCCUACCGGAUCUUCCCCUACCUGUACUGAUGCCCUGCCACAUGCUCCAGAACAGGAAGACCCAAGUGAACCUCCUUUUGUUGCACUGACAGGACCUGUAAGCUUGCGUUUUCUUUGUUAGACCACACAUCCAGGUAGUAGGUCUUUUAAUAUAGCCAUGUGUGUUUUUAUUAAAUUAUAACACCUAACGAAAGGAAAAAUACAAAUAAAGAUGCUAGAAUUUGCAUUUUAAUACAAAAUUUUCAAUCCCUAAAAAAUCUGAAAACAAAGGAGGCUUUUGAUAAAUGCACUGGAAAGAAUGCUGUUGGCCGAGGCGCGGCUCAGUGGGUGGGCACGUCCGGCAGGCGUGAGGUCCUGGGUUCCAUCUCCAGCAGCCGCUGCCUCCUAAAAAAAGAAUGCUUUUGAUGUACAGCUUUUUAUUUCAAGUUUUUUUUUUUUUUUUUUCCCCUCUUUUUUCAGUUGAUUUUUCUUAAGUGAAAACACACUUAGAUUUGUUUCAUUGCAUUGACAGAAUGGAGUUUUAGGCUGGAGGUGUGGCUCAAGUGGUAGAGGGCUAAAGCCCUGAGUUCAAACCCCAGUAUCACCAAAAAGAAAA
This is a messenger RNA of Castor canadensis (American beaver), 3541 nucleotides long. It is a transcript of the gene Lbr, whose product is annotated as lamin B receptor. Gene Ontology annotation, cellular component: nuclear inner membrane. NCBI's taxonomy places the organism in Eukaryota, Metazoa, Chordata, Mammalia, Rodentia, Castoridae. The record is from RefSeq and is a predicted model, not a curated record. Gene Ontology annotation, molecular function: Delta14-sterol reductase activity. Gene Ontology annotation, biological process: cholesterol biosynthetic process.